UUACUAAAGACAGCAAAAAAAUUCAACAUCAGCUUCGCCCCAAUAAAACUCUCAAAAGAGCUUAAGAAAAGCCUACCAGCGUGGUACCACCUAGGGACCUCUAAAAAUACCUAUCACAAAUCUAAAGAUAAAUGUUUAACAGACCGACAUGACUCAGACAGCAUUAAACACCUACUGAAGAUAAGGAAAAGACUAACCCAAAUCAGCAACAACAACCAGCACUUCCCCAGAAGCUCAUGCCCAUGCACCACCUGUCAGAAAGACAGAAACAAAGGCUGUAAGAACCCCCACACAUGUGCGCAGCAUGUGAAUGAAAUCCUAUUUAAAAUUGCACCAAAAUUCAAUACGAAAACAAAACCCAAAAAAGAUGGACUCUCACUUACCUGCCAUAGAACAGAGAAAAACUACCAAGCCCACAAGAACCGCCAAGGAGAAGUACUAUUCGACCCGACAGUAACAAACAGAUCCAGCCUAUCUGACUGCUUCAGAAUUUUUGUAGACCCCAAGAAAACAUCACUCACCCCUGCCCAUCGCCUACACACACCCACAAGAGGCCUUAACCUCAUCCAGGAAAACAUAACCAUCUUUACUGACGGCUCAUGCACCAAUAAUGGCAAAGAAAACACAAGAAGCAGCUGUGGAAUAUGGAUAGCUGAGAACCACCCUAAGAACAAAGCUUUCAGAAUACCUGGACAAAAACACUUGAAUCAGAUAGCCAAAAUAACAGCGAUAUUCAUAGCAGCACAACAAAUAGAACCCUACAUACCUAUCACAUUUGUAACUGAC
This is a messenger RNA of Suillus subaureus, 786 nucleotides long. RefSeq lists its product as uncharacterized. The annotation marks the transcript as partial. The transcript has a single exon. Gene Ontology annotation, molecular function: RNA-DNA hybrid ribonuclease activity; nucleic acid binding. Lineage: Eukaryota; Fungi; Basidiomycota; Agaricomycetes; Boletales; Suillaceae. The record is from RefSeq and is a predicted model, not a curated record.